Messenger RNA from Notodromas monacha, 1292 nucleotides. Lineage: Eukaryota; Metazoa; Arthropoda; Ostracoda; Podocopida; Cyprididae. The record is from the annotation of a GenBank genome assembly.
AGGAAUUUUUGUCCGCAGGAUUACGGUGUUAUCAUUACAUUGUGCUCUAAAUUAAUACUCGUGGAUCGUCAUGAAUAUUGUCUAUUAGUAUGCGUGUUUAAGGAAUUCUCGCGAUGUCUAGCGAAAUGGAAGUUGACGUCCCUGAACACAUAGAGGAGGCCGGGGAUACGAGCAGUAAUCCUCCGCUCCGACAUAGUCCUUCGGAUGAUUACCCGAUGUCCCCUCGUCUGUUCGAUCAGAUAAAUAUUACGAAUAGCGAACCAUUGCGGCGGCGGAAGGAGCCCUCGCCGAAAUUUGUCGAAGACCGGGAAAGUUGCUUGAAGCACUUUCAAUCAUGGAACGAUCAGGAACAAAUAGAAUUCGUGCAGAAUCUGCUGUCACAAAUGUGUCAUUAUCAGCACGGACAAGUGAAUCUGUAUUUGAAGCCAAUGUUGCAGCGAGAUUUCUUGUCCCUACUUCCGAAGAAGGGUUGCGAUCACGUAGCGGAAAUGAUUUUGUCCUACUUGGACGACAAAUCUCUGCGUUCGGCCGAACUAGUAUGUAAAGAAUGGAAUCGGGUUGCCGCUGAGGGAAUGCUGUGGAAGAAACUCAUCGAAAGAAAUGUUCGAACCGAUCCCUUAUGGCGUGGUCUGGCCGAGAGGAAAGGAUGGAUUGACUAUCUUUUCAAGCCUCGACCUGGUCAACCAAUGCCAGAUCAUAGUUUCUAUCGUCGAUUGUACCCUCAGAUAAUUCAGAGUAUAGAUAUCUUGGAUUUCAAUUGGCGGACGGGUCAUCACACGCUGCAGCGGAUCAACUGUCGGUCAGAAAAUUCCAAAGGCGUUUACUGCCUACAAUAUGACGAUCAUAAAAUCGUGUCAGGCCUACGAGACAACACCAUUAAAAUUUGGGACCGAAACUCGUUGCAGUGCAUGCAAGUCCUUACAGGACACACCGGCUCUGUUUUAUGUCUACAAUAUGAUGACAAAGUGAUCAUCAGCGGCUCCAGUGAUUCCACUGUUAGGGUUUGGGAUGUUCGGAACGGAGAACUUGUCAAUACUUUAAUACACCACUGUGAGGCCGUUCUGCAUUUGAGAUUCAAUGAUGGCAUGAUGGUCACUUGUUCUAAGAGACAAAGACACGAGAAUUUUGGGGCUUUCCAAACUGUCAAUGGCGAGUAUCGUUCUCAACUCGCGGCCCACCUAUUGUUAUGGGACAUCGAGACGGGAAGUUGUCUACGAAUUCUCGAAGGCCACGAAGAGUUAGUGCGUUGCAUCCGCUUCGACAGUAAGCGAAUCGUCAGUGGCGCUUACGAU